This is a messenger RNA of Chlamydomonas reinhardtii, 3163 nucleotides long. RefSeq lists its product as uncharacterized. NCBI's taxonomy places the organism in Eukaryota, Viridiplantae, Chlorophyta, Chlorophyceae, Chlamydomonadales, Chlamydomonadaceae. The coding region runs from base 359 to 2941 and encodes 860 amino acids. The record is from RefSeq and is a predicted model, not a curated record. The transcript has 2 exons.
ACAUAUAUCGACUGGCAUGGGACCCAGUAGAACCGCGCUAGCGCAGCGAAAAGCUCGCCGAGGCAGUUGAGGGUUUUCCCUUGUUCACUUGCUUUGCGUAGUUGCGUUUAUUCGCCGCCGCAACAUUGCUGCAGAUUUGAGAGCUGCAUCGCUCAGAACCUUUCAUGUGCACGAGGCGUGCCCACGCAAAGUGCUGACUUGCUGGGGUCCUUUCUGGCAUGGCCCUCGGCCUUGCCUAAUAUGCAUGAUGCGCGCCCAUAUGCUCUGCAUUAGUUAGGUUACAUACGUACGUAGACGUGGAUUGGCAUAUCGACGCGCCAGCGAGCAGGAGGGCGAAGCAACGCCCGCCCGCCUCACCAUGCCUCCGGAAGUUUCAGAACCUGGCAGCGCUGCUCGCGAGCCACGACGACGCAGGACGCAGGACUCACCUCAGCCACGAGCUGCUGGUCGCGAUGCCAAUCGCCCGCGUGCACACACGCCUCGCACGUAUCACGAGCUCUCCCAGGCGCCGCUGCGGGUGCCCUUUCCCAGGUCGCCCCCGCCACAGCUCAGCGUUACCAGCACGCCACCGCCGCCGCCGCCGCCACCCCCAGCCGCUGCCGCCUCCCCUCCGGGUCCAAACCAGCCCUCUGGCGCCACACGUGGCUCAGCCGCAUCAGGCACGCCCACUAGCGCCGCCUCCGCCUCGGCCUCGGCCCUGGCCGCAGCCUCGGCCUCGGCCUCGGCUUCAGCUUCAGUCGUAGCCUCGGCCUCAACCUCGGCUUCAGCUUCAGUCGUAGCCUCGGCGUCAGACGGCUGGUCUGGCAGCUGGUCGGCGCUCUGGCGGCGGCUGCAACACGGCGCAGCUGCCUCCACCUCCGCCUCCACCUCCACCUCCACCUCCGCCUCCACCAACACCACCGGCACGGCGCCGGAGGCAGCUGGAGCCGCCGCCAGGCCUCCUGCUGCUGCCAGCGGGACCCCUGCCAUCGGCACUGCUUCUUCCCGCGCUGCUGCUGCUGCCGUCAUCGGGCCUCAGCGGCGGCGGACCCAGCUGCCAGCCUACAUAGAGUUGGAGGCACGUGUGUGGCGAGACGUGACCUAUCACGACCUGCGACUGGCGAGAGGGGUGGGCAGCGGCUCCGGAGGCGGCGGCGGCGGUAACGAUGGCGGCGGCGGCGGCGGUAGCAGCGGUGGCGCCAGUGGCGGGGCAUUCGACGCGGGCAGCGCUGGCAUAAGCAGCGGCGGCGUGGGCGCCAACGCACUGGUCGCCGGCCGCGGUGCGGCCUUGGGUGGCGGAGCCGACAGCAGAAUGUCUGGUGCGGCCGCCGCGGCCGGCGCCACCACCACCACCACCACCACGGCAUUACGGUCUCAGGCGGCGCAGGGGUGUCACCAGCAGGCGCCCAUGACGGGCAUCUACGUGGAGGCGCGGCUGCGGCCUGCCCGUGCGGCGCAGCUGUACGAGGUGGUUCGGGUGUGGGUGGUUGACAGCACCAGCCUCUACAAGGUGUGUCUGCGGCCGCGGCGACAGCAGCAGCAGCAGCAGCAGCAGCAGCAGCAGCAGCAGCAGCAGGGGAGCCAGUGCCAUGAGGACAGCGGGCGUGGAAGCGGACAUGGCAGUGGGGGUGGGGGUGGAGGCGGGGGUGGAGGCGGGGGUGGGGGUGGGGGUGGAGGUGGGAGCGGUGGCUAUCCGGGUGAGCCGCGCCGCGGUGAUGGAGAUGGAGCCGGGGGCAGCGGCGCCCAGCGCGCGAGUGGCAGCACCGGCGGCGGCAGUGACAGUGGCGGCGGGAGCGGCGGCGGCGGUGGGAGUGGCGGCAGGGGCGGCAGCGGCGGUGCGGCCAGUGCUGGCGGUGGUGUGGCCAACGCAGGCGCCUUCGGCGCCUGUGAUGUAGCAGAUGCACGCGGUACAAGUGAGGGCUCACAUUCAGGGGGCGGACAGGCCAACGUCAGAAGGGGCAGCACCAGCACCACCACCACCAGCAGCGGCGGCGGCGGCGGUGGUGGUAUUGGUGGUGGCGGCGGAAGGCUGCUGACAGGGCUGACGGGCUGGCUAGGCACGCCGUGGACGCGGCUGCCCAUGCCGCCACCACCGCCGCCGCCGCCAGCAGCCACCGCGGCGGCACACCGAAGCCGCGGCCCCGUGGCUACACCAGCGACUGCUGCUGUUGCAUCAGCAACGGCAGCGACCAGCGGCGCCGCCAGCAGGACGGUUGCGGCGGGCGGUGGCGGUUGGUGGUUGUGGUGGCGGCGGCGGCGUGAGUCAUGCACGGGUCCGAGCCCAGGCCAUGCGUCAUUGUUGCGUGGGGUCCAGGAGGGGGACCAGGGGGAGGCGGAGGAGGGCGAGGAGGAGGUGGCGGCGGCCACGACUGUGUGUCACGGCCCCGCCUGGCCGGUGGGCAGUGAGGUGGAGGUGAUCGUGCAGCUGCAGCGCCGGGGCGCACCUGGGGAGCGCGUCCUGCUGCGGGACACAGGCGUGCAGGUGGGCGUGGAGGUGAUCUUCCGGCGGCGCGAGGUGGCCUGGGUGCUGCUGACGCUGCUGCUACACCUCGUCGACGUCAUCCUCAUCGCACCGCUGCGCGCGCUGAUGCUCACGGCGGCGGCGGCAGUAGCGGCGGCAGUAGCGGGGGCAGUAGCGGCGGCGUCGCACUGCCCGCGUCGCGGCCGCGGCGGCGCCAGCAGGCCUACUGGUGAGGGGCGUACCGGCAGUAGCAGUGGAGGCGGCGGCGGCAGCGGCGGGGGUGGUGAUGGUAAUGGUGGUGGCGAUGGCGGUGGAAGAGGUAGCGGCAAUGGUGGCGUUGAAGUGGAGGCGGCGCAGAGCAGGCGGGGCAGCGGUGGUGGUGGCAGUAGCGGCACCGGUGCCCGUGGCAGUAGCGAUAGCAGUGGUGGUGCCGUAGCGGCAGUAGCAACAGGAGGGGACGGAGGGUCGCCACCGGGCUCAGGCGUUGUCGUACAGUCGUAGCCGUUGUGCCGUUGUGCCGUUGUGCCAUUGCAGCCACAGGAUGUAUGAAAGGGCCAAGACACUCGCGACAGUUACGCAAGCUCACACCACGCGCCUGCUACCAUACUGCCGCAGCGCAUUUGUAGCUGUACUUCUGGCUGUGUUUGACGGGAGACUCACGCGGGAGACUUGAUACCGUACAUUGUAGGCUGUAUUGAGCACAUCUCACAUUCUCACCGGGAC